This is a messenger RNA of Photinus pyralis (common eastern firefly), 1530 nucleotides long. RefSeq names its product something about silencing protein 10 (gene Sas10). NCBI's taxonomy places the organism in Eukaryota, Metazoa, Arthropoda, Insecta, Coleoptera, Lampyridae. Gene Ontology annotation, biological process: maturation of SSU-rRNA from tricistronic rRNA transcript (SSU-rRNA, 5.8S rRNA, LSU-rRNA). The coding region runs from base 113 to 1378 and encodes 421 amino acids. Gene Ontology annotation, cellular component: small-subunit processome; nucleolus. The transcript has 7 exons. The record is from RefSeq and is a predicted model, not a curated record.
ACUGUAGAGUUUUGCCCAUAAAAAGUUGCGUUAGCUUAGACACCUCCGUCAUUCAUCAAAACAACAUAACCUCAUUUUCUCAACGUGUUUCAUAACCUCAGAAACGUUACAAAUGUCUUCGAAACAAGCCAGAAAAGACGCUGAGGACGACGACGACUUUCAAUAUGAACCGUCCGAUUCAGACGACGACUACACAUCCCAGGAACGGGAGCUAAUAGGAGAGGUGUUAAGUAAAAAUGCGGAAGAAUCAGACAGUGAGGUGGAAGUGUACGGUGUACGAUCCAGCUCGGAUGACAGCGAUAUCGCCCUAAGUGACGUCGAAGGUCAGGAGGAGGACGAUUUGCCAAACGUGCGCGCUUGGGGCAAGGACAAACGCGACUUUUACUCGACUGAUUACGUGGAUCAGGAUUACGGCGGCUUUCAAGGGCAAGAUGCGGCGCUUGCCGAUUUCGAAGAGGAGGAGGCGAGGAAUUUGCAAAAGCAACUUUUGGAGCAGAUGGACGAAGACGAUUUUGCCUUUGACGUUACUGCUAAAUCGACGAAAGCAGACGAUCGACAAGCUGAAGAGGUCGUGAAGACCGACAUAUCCAAGUUGAGUAAAAGACAGAAAAUUGAGUUGUUUCAUAAGGAGUCGCCGGAGUUCUUUGGCUUAGUGGAGGACUUUAAAAGUAAGAUGCAGAUUGUGGCGGAUUUCUUAUCGCCACUGCUGGUAUUGUCGAGGCAGGGGAGAGUGCAGGAAUCAAACGCCCUACAGUUUGUGAAAGUAUACCACGAAGUUAUAACAAAUUAUUGCACAAACAUUAACAUGUACUUACUCCUGAAGGCGUCAAGAGUAAACGUCCAGAACCACCCAGUAAUUAAGCGCUUGUACCAAUUCCGAAAAUUACUAGCACAGUUGGAUCCCAUUUUCGAGGAAGUUAUAAAGUCGCAAAUAGAAACAAUAAUUAAAAAUAAUGAAAAUUCCGAAAAUGUGCAACCGAAAAAGGUGCUAAAGCUAUUACGUAAACUUGGAAAGAAAAGCAAGCGGUCCGAGCCAAUGGAUGAAACGUGUAAAGAAUUGAAAAAACCAAAAGUACAGGAUGCGGAGGAGGAAAAAGUGGAAGAAAAUGCGGAGGCGGUUGAGGAAAAUGGCGAUAUGAACCAAGAAGAAGAUCCGAGACGAGCGAUUACUUAUCAGAUUGCUAAAAAUAAGGGUUUAACGCCCCACAGGAACAAGUUACAGAGAAACCCAAGAGUGAAGAAUAGGGACAAGUAUCGCAAGGCGCUGAUACGGCGCAAAGGAGCGGUACGUCAAGUUCGUACUGAAGUGUCCCGAUACGGAGGUGAAUUAUCUGGAAUAAAAGCUUCGGUUUCAAAAAGUGUCAAGAUUAAAUCAUAAUCCUGAUAAAGGGGCUGUAAGAACUUCCAAGACCAAAUUUAUUUAAAUAGGGAUCUAUUUAUCCCUUUGUUCGCUUAUAACUGAAUAUUGUUAAUAUAUCCAAGAAUGUUGUCGAUAGUAUUUUAUAAAUAAAAUAUUAUUUUCAGUAAUAA